AUUGCUUAUUCGCCCGCCCGCGCGCGCAUCGUUGGAUAAGGAGAGGAAGAAAGUUCUCCUUUCCAGCCAAAAAAAAGUUCAGAAAAAAUCGUCUCGCCAGAAAUAUAGUCUUGGGCUCGGUACGGAAUGUCCCUUCCUCCGCCUCCGACCUUCGCUCCGCUCGUGCAACCUCCGCCAUCAUCGAGGAGGUUUCCGUGGAAGUCUUCGGUGUGUCAAGUUCGACUCGGUCAGGCCCUGCAUGAGGAUUUCCGAACAGAAAAAGCCAUCAGCGUCUCAGCUCUCUUGUACGAUCCCGCCGUCCCACCCCCAAAAAGCCCAUAGAAUCCACGAGAAAACAAAAAACAACCCCAUCGCCCCCUCGACGACUUCUUUCUCCCCUCU
Messenger RNA from Dissoconium aciculare CBS 342.82, 381 nucleotides. RefSeq lists its product as uncharacterized. The coding region runs from base 127 to 321 and encodes 64 amino acids. Lineage: Eukaryota; Fungi; Ascomycota; Dothideomycetes; Mycosphaerellales; Dissoconiaceae. The transcript has a single exon. The record is from RefSeq and is a predicted model, not a curated record.